Molecule: messenger RNA, 1458 nt
Organism: Chrysochloris asiatica (Cape golden mole)
Lineage: Eukaryota; Metazoa; Chordata; Mammalia; Afrosoricida; Chrysochloridae
Gene: HRH1
Product: histamine receptor H1
Exons: 1
Coding region: 1-1458 (485 amino acids)
Biological process (GO): regulation of vascular permeability; G protein-coupled receptor signaling pathway, coupled to cyclic nucleotide second messenger; chemical synaptic transmission
Cellular component (GO): dendrite; membrane
Molecular function (GO): G protein-coupled serotonin receptor activity; neurotransmitter receptor activity; histamine receptor activity
Source: RefSeq, a predicted model, not a curated record
AUGACCCUUCUUCCCAACUCCUCCCGCACCUUAGAAGACAAAAUGUGCCAGAACAAGACCACCAUGACCAAUUCCCAACUGAUGCCCCUGGUGGUGGUCCUGAGCACCAUCUCCCUAGUCACGGUGGGGCUCAACCUGCUGGUCCUGUAUGCUGUCUGGUGUGAGCGGAAGCUGCACACCGUGGGAAACCUGUACAUUGUCAGCCUCUCAGUGGCUGACCUGAUCGUGGGAGCUGUCGUCAUGCCUAUGAACAUCCUCUACCUCCUCAUGACCAAGUGGCCCCUGGGCCGGCCUCUCUGCCUCUUUUGGCUGUCCAUGGACUAUGUGGCCAGCACAGCAUCCAUUUUCAGUGUUUUCAUCUUGUGCAUCGACCGCUACCGCUCUGUUCAGCAACCCCUCAGGUACCUAAGGUAUCGUACCAAGACCCGAGCACUGGCCACCAUUCUGGGUGCCUGGUUUCUCUCCUUUCUGUGGAUCAUCCCCAUUCUAGGUUGGCAUCACUUUGUGCCAGGGGUCUCAAAGUAUCUGGAGGAAAAGUGUGAGACAGACUUCUAUGAUGUCACCUGGUUCAAGAUCAUGACCGCCAUCAUCAACUUCUACCUGCCCACCUUGCUCAUGCUCUGGUUUUAUGCAAAGAUCUACAAGGCUGUGCGCCAACAUUGUCAGCACCGGGAACUCACCAAUGGAGCUGUGCCAUCCUUCUUAGAAAUUAGUCUGAGGCAAGAGAAUCCCAAGAUGGGUUCCAAGAAACCAGGGAAGGAAUCUCCCUGGGAGAUUCUGAGAAGAAAGCCGAAAGAUGCCAGUGAUGGACCUGUUUCAAAGCCACCAUCCCAAGACCCAGAGGAAAUGAAAUCUCCAGUUGUCUUCAGCCAAGAAGAGGAUGGAGAAAUGGCCAGACUCCACUGCUCUGCACCUAACAUGGUACAGAUGCAAACCAUGGUGGAGGAAAAUAGCAGUGAAUAUGUCGCCACCAAUGAGAGCCAGCUUGAGACAGAUAUGCAGGACCUGAACAUACCUGCGGCCACUGAGAUAUCAGAGGACCAGACCAUAGGUGAUAGCCAGUCCUUUUCCCGGACAGACUCAGACACUCCCACUGAGCCAGCAUCAGGGAAAAACAAAUCGAGAAGUGGGUCUGCCACAGGCCUAGACUAUAUCAAGCUCACGUGGAAGAGGCUUCGCUCACAUUCAAGACAGUAUGUGUCUGGGUUGCACAUGAACCGUGAAUGGAAGGCAGCCAAACAAUUGGGUUGUAUCAUGGCAGCGUUCAUCCUUUGCUGGAUUCCCUACUUCAUCUUCUUCAUGGUCAUUGCCUUUUGCGAGAAAUGCUGUAAUGAACAAGUACACAUGUUCACCAUCUGGCUGGGCUACAUCAAUUCCACACUGAACCCCCUCAUCUAUCCCUUGUGCAAUGAAAACUUCAAGAAGACUUUCAAGAAGAUUCUACACAUUCGCUCCUAA